Messenger RNA from Zymoseptoria tritici IPO323, 759 nucleotides. RefSeq lists its product as uncharacterized. NCBI's taxonomy places the organism in Eukaryota, Fungi, Ascomycota, Dothideomycetes, Mycosphaerellales, Mycosphaerellaceae. The coding region runs from base 1 to 759 and encodes 252 amino acids. The transcript has 6 exons. The record is from RefSeq and is a predicted model, not a curated record.
AUGUCACUUUCGCUUUUCAUCGCGGGUAAAACUGCUGCAGGUAAAGACGGAACGUGUAAGAGGGAGAAGGGCAUGCCGUUGGUACUGCGGUUGAGCAAGUGUGGCGUCAAGGACUAUGAGAGUGUGACUGCGAAGCUUGAGCAGGAGGGUUGUGCGAAACCUCCGCGGAGGGAAGUGAGGAACGGAGAGUGGAAUGACGAGCGGCGAAAGUGGAGCAAAGCAUCCACCGGCGGGAAAAACGAAGGGACAGUAGACUCAGGGCCCGCAAACGCGAGGCUCGUUGCAAAGUCACAAUGGCUUGUUCUCGACGACGACGACGAUCGCUCUCACCUCACGUACACACAAGCGUCAACGGGAGCUCGAGGGGGGCAAAAAUUCGAGGCUUUGAUGGGUGACUUAGAAAACGUGGAGCUGGAGCGCAACAACGAAAAUAACGACAGCAUACAAACGCUCAAGACUGUGCUGAAAGAGGCUAAAGUCACACUAAAGCAGGUUCAACAGAGACAAGAUGGUCAGAAGGACGAGAGGAGGAAGCGUACGCUGCUGUGGCAACACUUUGUUCGUCAGUCUGACGCGUACUGCGCCGCUCUGAUGGUCAGCAAGAGGGCCCAUACUGUGGAGGCGAAGUGGGCGAGCAAGACUACACCAGCUCUUCCCGGCGCGUCCGCUCCCAACGACCCAUCCGAAGCGCUCGAUGCGCGGAUCAUUGUUAAGAGCGAGGAAGAGCCCAUACGAAGGUCUUAUGGAAACCUACGAUAG